Molecule: messenger RNA, 1945 nt
Organism: Tripterygium wilfordii
Lineage: Eukaryota; Viridiplantae; Streptophyta; Magnoliopsida; Celastrales; Celastraceae
Product: proteasome subunit alpha type-4-like
Exons: 2
Coding region: 987-1739 (250 amino acids)
Biological process (GO): ubiquitin-dependent protein catabolic process
Cellular component (GO): proteasome core complex, alpha-subunit complex; cytosol; nucleus
Source: RefSeq, a predicted model, not a curated record
GCCAACUAUUAUUCUUUUAUUUGCUUUGGGCCCAUAAGAUUUUUGGUAUCUUUCUUCCUAGUAUGCUUUAGCUGUAUACAAUUAAUUAGAAGAAGGCAACACUUUCUGGAGAUUACACAGGGAUUAGGUCUGGAUGGAUUACAUAAUUGGGUUAUAGGUCCAGGCUCUGUUUUGUUGGUCUUCAGUAUUGAUGAAUUAUUGUAGGUAAAUGGAAAUUCAUCAGACACAGCCUGCCAUAAAUUGGAAUACAGAUCAUUAUUUAUGAAGGAAGACGAAACCAGAAUCACAGGUUCUGACAGUAAACUAUUGAGAGGCAUCUGCGAAUACAAUAUUGGGCUUAAAGCAAGGCCCACUGGGCUGAAUCAACUUGCGAUCCUCACCCGACCCGCAAUCAUAGUCCAUGGCUUCUCGGAUUAUUGGAUCCGGAACUGAUGGCUUGGCAACACACCAAACACCGAACUGAGGCUGCUUAUGUGGUGGUGGUGGGAAGUGAACAACUGCAGGUGGUUGAUAUGUUGUCGGGCUUCGAUGGGCUUGGAACAGGGUUUCUUAGUUUUAUUGGGCUAUUAGUUAUUUGGGUUACCUUUGAUAGAUCGGCCCAAUAGGCCAAUACAAUUUCGUGGGUUUCAGGAAAGUAAGUUUGGGUUACUUAUUUUCAGGAGGCCGAAUAGGAAAAAGAACAAUAAUUGGGCUUGGGUCAUCUCGGAGUUCAAUGGGCUCAACCAUGAGAAGUUUCGGUUCUGAGUAAAGUUUGGGCUACCUUAUUAUCAUUGGGCUUUUAAUAAAAUAUUCUGGGCUCCAAUUUGGGUUUUCAGGUCUUUGGAGGCCCAUAUCACAGACAGGCGCAGAGUUUUUCUUGCCGGAGAGGUUAGUCGAAAAUCGAAUAAAGAGUGCUUUCUUGCUGCGCUUAGCCUGUCAGAUUCAAGAGCUUCAGCAGAGACAUCUCUUGCUUUCAUUACUCCAUUUCUCCAGAGUUAUAACUAAUUAUGUCUAGAAGGUAUGAUAGCCGUACGACGAUCUUCUCCCCAGAAGGUCGUCUCUAUCAAGUUGAGUAUGCAAUGGAGGCCAUUGGCAAUGCUGGUUCCGCAAUUGGAAUAUUAUCGAAAGACGGGGUUGUGUUGGUCGGUGAAAAGAAGGUAACUUCCAAGCUGCUGCAAACCUCAACUUCCACUGAGAAGAUGUACAAGAUUGAUGAUCAUGUUGCUUGUGCCGUGGCUGGAAUAAUGUCUGAUGCGAACAUCCUUAUCAACACUGCUAGAGUCCAAGCCCAGCGCUAUACAUUUGCAUACCAGGAGCCAAUGCCUGUUGAGCAGCUGGUUCAAUCGCUUUGUGAUACGAAGCAAGGAUACACUCAGUUUGGUGGUCUCCGCCCCUUUGGUGUUUCAUUCCUGUUUGCUGGAUGGGACAAAAAUUAUGGUUUCCAGCUUUACAUGAGUGAUCCUAGUGGUAACUACGGUGGUUGGAAAGCUGCUGCAAUUGGUGCAAACAACCAGGCAGCACAGUCAAUGCUUAAACAAGAUUACAAGGAUGAGAUCACAAGAGAAGAGGCUGUCCAGCUUGCACUGAAGGUACUCAGCAAGACCAUGGACAGCACAAGUCUCACCUCCGAUAAACUUGAGCUGGCUGAAGUUUUCCUCUCUCCUUCUGGACAUGUCAAGUACCAAGUCUGCUCACCUGACUCUCUGAGUGAGUUAUUGGUUAAGCAUGGAGUGACUCAACCAGCCCCCGAGGCUUCCUGAGCUAAGUUUUCUAGUAUUUUCUAUACAUUAAAGUUAGAGAAAGCCUAGGCCAGCUUUGUCUUCUCAUUGCAUGUGGAAUUUCAAAACCUGUUGUUUGAUAAUGAUAAUUUCAGAUGCGGAUGAUGCUUUAUGUGAUUUCAUUUCGGAGCCUUUUGUUAUAAUAUUACUCUCUCCUGAUUCAUGGGUUGUUCUGGCAUGGAAACUUU